CUUCUGUGGCAGGGAAGACGAGCCGGAGAGAUGUCUGUUAGAGUCCAGCCCCUUGAGUGCACCACUGAUUGCAAGGACCAGAAUUUUGAUGGCUUAGUUUUGGUUGCGGAGGGCUAUGACAAGCUGCCCAAGGAGCUGGAAUGCCUGAAGGCUCCACUGGAAGACUACAGUGCAGUGGACUCUGGCCUAGGUGAAGAGGUGGUGGUCCUGAAAGUCCCUGGUCUCCCAGGCAACCGGCUGGUGUUUGCCUCCACUGGCCCGGUCAACCGGGACUAUGACGACAUCAGGCGCUUUAGCGAUGCAGCCAGCAACGGUAUCAAGAGGGCUAUGAAAGCUGGUCUUCAGCGCCCUCUCCUGUUGUGUCCGGCUCACAGCAGCUAUGAGAAGAGCACCCUGGUUGGUCUGCUGGGAGCCCUCCAAGCACUCUACCUGCCACUGGAGCUUCGUGAAGUGAGGAACUCCCCCCACAAGGUGGCAGUGCUGGGCGUGUGGGCUAGCGACCGGGAGAGGGGCAACAAGCUCAUUGAGCUGGCCACUGCACUGGAGAGUGGACGGCUGGUGUGUCGGGACAUUGGUGGCUCGGACCCGGAGCGCAUGGCAGCCCCUCGGGUGGCCGAAUAUUGCGAGGAGCUCUUCAAGAACAGCCCUGUGGAGGUGCAAGUGUUGAAGGAUGCUGGCUUGUUUGAGAAGGAGUACCCCUGCCUGGCUGCUGUCAACCGCUGUGCCAAUGCUGUGCCUCGUCACCAGGCCAGGGUGAUCAAGCUGCAGUACCGUGGAGAGGGCCAGGUCAAGCACACACUCAUGUUGGUCGGCAAGGGCAUCACCUAUGACACCGGUGGAGCUGACAUCAAGGCUGGAGGGGUGAUGGCCGGCAUGCACAGAGACAAGUGCGGAGCUGCAGCCGUGGCCGGCUUCUUUGAGGUGCUCGCCAAACUCAAGCCCAAAAAUCUGAAGGUGGUGGGAGCCAUGGCCAUGGUACGCAACAGCGUGGGCUCAGACUGCUAUGUAGCAGAUGAGCUGGUGGUGUCCCGUGCCGGUCGGCGUGUGCGUGUGGGCAACACUGAUGCUGAGGGCCGCAUGGUCAUGGUGGACCUGCUCUGUGAGAUGAAGGAACAGGCUGUGAAAGAGGAGUGUCCACAGUUGUUUACCAUCGCCACCCUGACUGGACAUGCCAUCCGUGCCAUGGGGCCCAACUACUCCAUCAUCAUGGACAAUGGAGCUGCCCACCGCUCUGGAACCGCCCAGAAGAUGCAGACAGCGGGUGACCAGCUGGGCGAUGUGUUCGAGGUGUCCCGCAUCCGGCGUGAGGACUACGAGGCCCACCGCGGCAAGUCUGAGUAUGAGGAGAUCCUGCAGGCCAACAACCUGCCGUCCACCAUGACGCCCCGCGGACACCAGACGCCCUCCGCCUUCCUCAUCAUGGCCUCCGGCCUGGACAAGCAUGGAGUGGACUCGGACGUGCCGCUGCCUUACUCCCACAUCGACAUCGCAGGCUCUUCCGGUCCCUUCCCUGGUGUCCCCACAGGGGCGCCCAUCCUGGCCUUCGCUAGCAGCUACAUCCUGCAGGAAGACUGAGCUCUCCAGUGGAGUGGGGCCGACCCUGUGGACCCCACGUGAAGCUCUCAGGGGGCCCAUGGUUUAGUGACAUACCUAGCAACGUCAACUCGCACAAUUUCCCAAUGUCAAGUUUAUGAGCCUUGGUAGUGUGUCAGCCUAAUUAGUCAUGCCCAGUGAUUGGAUACUCUUUAGUGAACUACGGAGUAUCCAAUCACUGGACGUGAUUACGAAGGCUGACAAACUUCGAGGGACGCACGCUAGACAUUGGGAAACGCCCUCAGUUCAGUUGUGGUCGCGUUUGACAUACGACAUGCUGCGCAUAUUGAGUGCCUAUCAGAGUGCAAUGUAAUUUUGCAGUGCGCCGUCAUGAACGAGCCCACUGACUCUCCUGCAAAAGCUAUGCAGUAUCUCAAUCCCCUGGCAAAGCCACGUUUUGCUAGUAGUAGUCCAACACCAUGCUUGAGUAGACUUUGCACAGGUGCGUCACUUUACCGUCUGCUUCAAACAAGCCCCAUUGCAGCACAAACCCCACCCCACUCGACCAAAGGCCGUGCCGUGGCAUUCCCAUCCAUUCAUACACAACAACCAAGCCUCCGCUACAUCAUUUUAGACACCCAGUUGCACUUGCAUAUCCAGGUAUAAAAGUACUCUUUCCCUCCAGAAAUCCAUCAAGGCCCUGUGUUGAGCCAUCCAUCCAGUUAACUUUGUGUCCAACGACAGAGCAGACAGUUUCCAAUCACUCCAUCCUUCUUACUGUGCGUCGCUCCCAUGUUGGCCAUUAGCAACAGGCCUGAAGUUCCGUCCACUGAUGACUCCGAGCCAUUAAAUAAGAUGUUGGUCUGAUUUUUACGUGGUAGAUUUGAGUGGCUUCAUUCAAUGUCUUCUGUACCUCAAAAGAUAAUGUAUUGUGUUUUUGACCAUUUUUCUUUGAACAUACUAGAAUCACACGGUCCAUAAAUUCUGCAAGAACGAACUGCCAUUUUAAAUGAAGCUAUUCACUCUGGGAAUAAAAGUUGAACGAGGUACACAGGAUGUGUGCAUAGUUUUGUAUGGUGUUUGGGUGUCUGCACUGUAGAAACAUUUCUUGGUUCUCCAAAUAAAAGCAAGAUUUAUACA
This is a messenger RNA of Engraulis encrasicolus (European anchovy), 2673 nucleotides long. RefSeq lists its product as uncharacterized. Bases 31 to 1575 code for a protein of 514 amino acids. Lineage: Eukaryota; Metazoa; Chordata; Actinopteri; Clupeiformes; Engraulidae. Gene Ontology annotation, molecular function: manganese ion binding; metalloaminopeptidase activity. Gene Ontology annotation, biological process: proteolysis. The transcript has 16 exons. Gene Ontology annotation, cellular component: cytoplasm. The record is from RefSeq and is a predicted model, not a curated record.